CUCUGUUACAUAUACAAAAUAAAAGAUCAGAUUAGAUGCCACUUUUUUGUCAUUGCACAUGCAGUUUGAUAAAGUGUUUGAGGUUCCAGUAGUUUCACAUAUUGAUAACAGUAUCACGAGUUGUUGGCAAGGUACAGAAAGUUUUGUAUGAAUAUGAAAUUCAUAUUAACAAAUAAGGUUGUUUUCUCCAUGUAAAUAUCCGUAUAGGUCCCUGACCCCCGGUUUCCCUUCCUGGGAGUCCACUUCACUCCGAGGAUGGACGGGAGUGUUUGGCUCGGUCCGAAUGCCGUGCUGGCCUUCAAGAGGGAGGGCUACAAAAUUUACGACUUCAACGUCCGGGACUUUGCAGACGCUCUUUCGUUCAGGGGUCUUCAGAGGCUGGUGAUGAAGAACAUGGUGUACGGGAUGGGGGAAAUGUAUCGAGGGAUUUUCAUUGGUGCACAGGUCAAAAUCCUGCAGAAGUACAUCCCCGAACUCUCGCGGAGUGACGUGCUCAGGGGUCCUGCAGGGGUCCGGGCUCAGGCUCUUGACCGAGACGGGAACCUGGUGGACGACUUUGUGUUUGACGGCGGCGUCGGGGAGGUGGGCAGCCGUGUUCUCCACGUGAGAAACGCUCCGUCACCCGCCGCCACCUCGUCACUCGCCAUCGCUGAGAUGGUGGCCGACGAGGUGGAGAAACGCUUCGAUCUGUAGAGCAAGAUCACAGAAUGAAGAAGAGAGAAAACCAAAAAUCCUCCUUAUCUUGAAAGAGUGAAAAUAUUUGUUAUCCAACUGUCCCUACCUCAACAUCACUGCCAUCCUGGAGCCUUUUUUCUCAUCACAAGCCUUAAUGUGGAGGAGACAUUUACAUAUUUCACAUUUUUAAAACAGUUUUUACUUAAGUGUUGUUUUAAGUUGCUUCACAUGUUAACUUUACCACUUUUCAAUACAAGUGCAGCCUUUAGAACUUGUUAGCCUGCUAACGCUAGCCUGCUAACGCUAGCCUGCCAACACUAACUUGCUAACGCAACAGGUGUUCAGGCAGAAAAUAACCAACAGCUUGUAGCUGUUAGUAAGCUGACAACGAGCUGAGCUCCCAUGACUCAACACUGUACUUAAUUAGCUAUUAUUCUCUCUUUUUGUUAAGCCAAUUACAAUUAGCUUUAGCAACAUUGUUAUUAGCCAUUAGCUCUUUUUAGUUAGCCGCUGUUUUACAGUAGCAACGGGCUAGCCUCACGAGCAUCCAAGCUAGUGAAAUUUGGAUAAGAACAAUCUUAUCAGUUUAAUGUUUUAAACAUACUUUUUUAAGGAGAUUGAGCAUUUUAAAUGAGGGUUUUUAAAACUAUAAA
Notothenia coriiceps (black rockcod) is the source of this 1328-nucleotide messenger RNA. It is a transcript of the gene l2hgdh, whose product is annotated as L-2-hydroxyglutarate dehydrogenase. Bases 256 to 693 code for a protein of 145 amino acids. The record is from RefSeq and is a predicted model, not a curated record. Gene Ontology annotation, molecular function: (S)-2-hydroxyglutarate dehydrogenase activity. NCBI's taxonomy places the organism in Eukaryota, Metazoa, Chordata, Actinopteri, Perciformes, Nototheniidae. The transcript is spliced from 3 exons.